This is a messenger RNA of Prorocentrum cordatum, 1895 nucleotides long. The record is from the annotation of a GenBank genome assembly. Lineage: Eukaryota; Dinophyceae; Prorocentrales; Prorocentraceae.
CCCUGGAUGUUCUGUGCGUUUUGGCCUGGGGAGGGGUCUCCUGCUCUUGCAGGGUGUUCCUCUGGCCUGGGUCCGGCUGUAUUGGUCCGUAGCCACUGUGGCUCAAGUCAGUUCGGCUCGAGCAUCUGUUUUUUUAUUGCGAAGAGGCGACUCAUUUGUAACCCUCACGGUGUGCACAGUGUGCACUCCUCACGAGAUGUCGAAGGUCGCUUCUGCGCUGUGUGUCGCCACUGCUUUGGCCGCUGAUCCUAUUGUUGGAGGCUAUGGCGCUUUCAAGUACCAGUACAUGCCAGAUCUUCUGCAGCCUCCUGCUGGCGCCAACUACGUGAACUGCCACGGUCUGGUCACCGACGGAGACAACAACAUCUACCUGACGUACGAGAACGAUGGAAAAACUGACCUGAACUGUUUGAUUCGGUGGAGACCUGACGGCACGGGCGGAGAGUUCAUGACUGGCGGUGGCUCCGAGCUAUGCUCGGGCACCCCUCAUGGUCUUCAGCUCGCCGUCGAACAGGGCGUUCCCUACCUCUACCAUGCCAACAAUGACCAGAAAUUGACUAAAACACUCCUCGAUGGUACCAUCGUGUGGCAGGUCAAGGGCAAUUUCGGCCAGGAUCCCAAGCUGCCGUAUCGUCCCACGUGGUUCGCUGUUGUUCCAGACAGUGAGUUCGUUUACCUUUGCGACGGUUAUGGCAGCAAUAAUGUGUAUGUCUUCAGUAUUAACGGCACAUUCAUGAAUACGACCUACGGUGGCAAGGGCGGUCGGGACCAGCACGGCAGAUUUUCAACGAACCAUGGCUGCACGUGGGAUCCUCGCCACCAGCAGAUUGGCGUAAGCGACCGCGCCAACAGUCGCGUUGAGUACUACGAGGUCGACCCCAAGUCCCCUGACAAAUUCGAGUACAAGUCUACGGUUGACUUGCGCCCGUCUAUGGGCGCAGGCGCUCUGCCAUGCAACAUCCGCACCUAUCCAGAACAGGAGGGCCGAGCCAUAGUUCCCGACCUUUCUGGCCCAGUGUCUGUCCUGGACAGGGGCGACAAGGUGAUCUCCGUUGUGAAUGUCUCGCAGCUCCUCGCUGAGGAGGGGACCAAACACCCACACGAUGCAAUCUUCCUCCCUAACGGGGACAUGGUGGUCGGCGCAUGGGCCCCAGGCCGUCUCAGUUAUUGGAAGAGGCUCCCUGUCGAGUCUGUCGUAGUUUGAGGUGUUCGGCAGGACUUGUCUCCAAUGAGGUUUUGUUUAAUAGGUUCUUAAUGCCCAAUGAGGCUUGCCUAAGGGCAAUGCCAAGCAAUGCCAAGCAAUGCCAAGCAGUGCCAAGCGAAACGCCCAGCGGUGCGCCGAUGCAAUAGGCGUUCCCCUAAUUGAGGGUCGCGCCAUGUUCAUUUGUUUUUGAAGACCCAGUGGGAGCUGGGCCUGCGCCGACUGGCCAAUGCAUUUCGAUGCAAAGCAAAGCGAACCAGUGCCACUCAAAGGCACUCAAUGCCAAGCAGUGCCAAACAAUGCCACUCAAUCUGCCCAGCACUAUACGAAACAAUGCCAAGCAAUGCCAGGCAGUGCCAGGCAGUGCUGCGCAAUGCCAGGCAGCGCCAGACGACGCCACGUAGUGUGCCCACGCAGUAUGAUGAUGAUGCUUGCCCCUGAUUGGGGUCACUCCUGGCUCAUUUCGUUGCUUGUCCGCGCAUCUUUUUUUUUUGGUGCAGACUUGGAGGUGUGCGCGUGUUUACCGAUCUCUGCCCAAUCGUGAGCGCCCUCAGCCGCGUUGGCGCCAGCGUCGACGGCGUUGCGAUGCGGGACCUGUGGCGAUGGAUCUGGGACGGACUCCCCGCCUGGCCACAGGUGUGAUCAUAAAGUCUGCGUCAAAAGCCAUCCCACACGCCGCCAGACUUUGACGAGC